Rattus rattus (black rat) is the source of this 641-nucleotide messenger RNA. Its product is annotated as geranylgeranyl transferase type-2 subunit beta-like. The coding region runs from base 13 to 312 and encodes 99 amino acids. Gene Ontology annotation, molecular function: Rab geranylgeranyltransferase activity. NCBI's taxonomy places the organism in Eukaryota, Metazoa, Chordata, Mammalia, Rodentia, Muridae. The record is from RefSeq and is a predicted model, not a curated record. Gene Ontology annotation, biological process: protein geranylgeranylation. The transcript is spliced from 5 exons. Gene Ontology annotation, cellular component: Rab-protein geranylgeranyltransferase complex.
AAAAUUCCUGCGAUGCUUGUCUUUCAGAUUCUCACUCUGUAUGAUAGCAUCCAUGUAAUCAACGUAGACAAAGUGGUAGCCUAUGUUCAGAGUCUACAGAAAGAAGAUGGUUCCUUUGCUGGAGACAUCUGGGGAGAAAUCGAUACAAGAUUCUCGUUUUGUGCAGUGGCAACUUUGGCUCUCUUGGGCAAACUUGAUGCUAUUAAUGUGGAAAAGGCGAUUGAAUUUGUUUUGUCCUGUAUGAACUUUGAUGGUGGAUUUGGGUGCAGACCAGGCUCUGAAUCUCACGCAGGACAGGAUUCCUGGCCAUAACUAGUCAGUUGCAUCAAGUGAACUCCGACCUACUUGGUUGGUGGCUUUGUGAACGACAGUUGCCCUCAGGUGGACUCAAUGGAAGACCCGAGAAGUUACCAGAUGUGUGCUAUUCCUGGUGGGUGUUGGCCUCCUUAAAGAUAAUUGGGAGACUUCAUUGGAUUGACAGAGAAAAGCUUCGAAGCUUCAUCUUGGCAUGUCAAGAUGAAGAGACAGGAGGGUUUGCAGACAGGCCAGGAGACAUGGUAAGUAUAAUGCUACAUUGCAGUUUUUCAUGGUUACAGAACAUUUUUUUUAAAGAUUUAUUCAUUUAUUAUAUAUAAGUACAC